ACACACAAAAACAAAAAUCAAAAGCAAAAAAAGGAAAAAAAAAAUAAAAUGAAAGAAAAAGAAAAAGAGGAAACAAAUAAAUGGCUUGUUCAUUCUCUCAAAAUUAAUUAAUAUAACCCCCUCUCCAUCUUGUCAUGAUCCAUUGUGCAUUGGACUAUAAAUACUGCACAAAACACUGAUCCAUCCAUCCAUCCCCCAAAACCAGCUCAUUUCAUUUCCUUCUGGCUAGUACUAUAGUUUUAGCAGGAUUAACAAUUUAAGUACAAGUUUCAAAAUCUAAUUGAUCCAAAGCCCUCUCUUUGUAAAGAAGCUCUACUUUUAAUUAAGCCCUUUUAACCUUUCUUUGGAUAUAUUUUCAGUUUUCAUCUCUAUUUUUUUUUUAUUCGGGAUGACGUUAAUGGCGUCACAAGUUCCGGGAGAUCAGAAGUACAUAAAACCCUAUCCAGUGUACUCCCACCCUAAACAGCUGGAUCUAUCUUCGGUUCAGGAACUACCUGAAUCUCACGCAUGGGCAUCCAGUUCAUUGGAGGAUGAUUUUUGCAGCCAAGUGGAAACCGUUCCGGUGAUCGAUUUGUCCGACGUUAAUGUCUCCGAGUUACUAGGUAACGCAUGCAGGAGUUGGGGUGUUUUCCAGGUUAAGAACCAUGGUUUCCCCAAGAGCUUGCUCCAAGAAAUGGAGUCUUUGAGUCAAAAGCUCUUCUCACUUCCGAUGCAACAAAAGCUGAAAGCUGCUCGUUCGAUUGACGGGUUUUCCGGCUACGGUGUCGCGCCGAUCUCGUCGUUUUUCCCGAAAGUGAUGUGGUCGGAAGGAUUCACCAUCAUUGGAUCCCCUUUGGAGCAUGCUCGCCGGCUUUGGCCCCAAGAUCACUCCACUUUCUGUGAUGUAAUUGAGGAAUUUGAGAAGGAAAUGAAAAAGUUGGCGAUGAACCUCAUGUGGCUGAUAUUCGGGUCAUUGGGUAUUAAGGAGGGAGACAUCGAAUGGGCUGGCCCAAAAGACGGGAAUCAUAACCCGGAAGGUGGAAGUGCUGCGAUUCAGUUGAACUCGUAUCCUGCCUGCCCCGAACCCGACCGGGCUAUGGGUCUAGCAGCACACACGGACUCCACCAUACUCACAAUCCUCCACCAAAACAACACCAGUGGACUUCAGGUGCACCGAGAAGGGACCGGGUGGGUCACGGUUCCUCCACUUCCCGGAGCCCUUGUUGUCAAUGCGGGGGACCUUCUUCAAAUACUAUCCAAUGGGUUGUUCCCGAGUGUCCUCCAUCGGGCUGUUGUGAACCGUACCCGGCACCGUUUUUCCAUAGCAUAUCUCUAUGGGCCUCCGUCUGGUGUUACUAUCUCCCCGGUGCCCAAAUUACUCGACCAAUCCCACCCACCUUUGUACAGGCCAGUCACUUGGAAAGAGUAUCUUGGGGUCAAAUCCAAGAUUUUCGAUAAAGCACUUAACUCGUUAAGACUUUGUUCACUAUCUCCGGAUAAGACUGACGAAGAAUUGAAUAACGAUCAUAAUUUGUUUAGAAUAAGAUAAGAUAGAUCGAUUUUUCUUUAUCAUUAGAUAGAAGUAUCUAGAAUUUGUUUUAGAUGAAUCAAAUCAUUCGCGUAUAAUCUUUUAAGGUAUCAAAUAAUUUCAUGAACAUAUUCAUUAAAGAUUAAUUAUACUAGUAAAAAUGGAGAUGAUCAUUUGCUCUACCUCGUGUAUUUUUACGUCAAUAAAAAACAAAACGAUAUAAUGAAACACCAACAAAGGCACAAGUAUAAU
This is a messenger RNA of Oldenlandia corymbosa var. corymbosa, 1759 nucleotides long. Lineage: Eukaryota; Viridiplantae; Streptophyta; Magnoliopsida; Gentianales; Rubiaceae. The record is from the annotation of a GenBank genome assembly.